Molecule: messenger RNA, 2508 nt
Organism: Closterium sp. NIES-65
Lineage: Eukaryota; Viridiplantae; Streptophyta; Zygnematophyceae; Desmidiales; Closteriaceae
Source: the annotation of a GenBank genome assembly
AUGGCUACCCCCAGUGUCCUCGCUUUUGACGCUGAGGGUCGAGCCAUUGACUUUGAGGUCUGGGUCGACGACCUCAAGCUGUUUUUACAGUGCGAUAGGGCGGACGGUCCUUCUCUCUUUGACCUCACCUCUGGCGCCUCUCUUGCUCUUGCUGCUGAUGCUGACCCCACUGUUCGCUCUCAGUGGGCCACCCGCGAUGCUGCUGCACGUCUUGCUAUGCGUCGCCACCUCCCUACUACUGAGCGCGCGCACUUUAGUCAGUACAAGAGUGCUCAGACCUUGUACGACGCUGUAGUUGCGCGCUACUCUUCCCCUGCCACUGCUGCACUGAGCCUCAAGGACCACUUCCUCUCAGUCUGUCCCACCACUCUCACUAUCGACCUCCUCGAGAAGGCCCUCCUAGCGGCGGAGAAGAGCAUCGUUGCUGUAGGAGCCACUCGUGGCGACCCUCGCACCCCCAUCUUUGAGGGGUGUUCUCCUUCCCCCUUGCUGCCCUCUGUUGCCUCUGUUGCUGCUGCCGACCUGCUUGGUCUUGAGUCGGUCGGCGCGGCGUCUGCCCCUAGCGGGAGACGCCGCCCUGGCAAGGGCAAGGGGGGCAAGGGCGCGGGUGGAGCUGGAGGGGGCGGUGGAGGUGGCGGUGGAGGCGGCGGAGGGAGUGGGGGUGGCGGUGGGAGUAGUGGCAGGGGCGGUGGUGGUGGUGGCAGCAGCGGAGGAGGCGGCGGUGGCGGCGGCAGCGGUGGGAGUGGAGGCGGCGGUGGUGGCGGAGGUCGAGGCAGCGGUGGCGGAGGGGGUGGAGCUGGUCGGGGUGGUGCUCCGCAGUGGAGCGGCUCUGGUAGUGGUCAGCGCCAGCAGCAGCAGCAGCAGCAGCGUUCGCGGGACAUCCCCCCGCUCCAGCAGCUCCGUGAGUGGUACACGCAGCGUCAGAGGGGUGGGGGUUCUGGUCCGUGCACCUGCGUCCUUCGUUCCGGCGACCGCGCGAGUGAGCAGUGUGGGGGUGCCCACCCCACCCAGCGCUGCUUUGGCCGCCUGACGGACGCUUGGCGUCAGCAGUUCCCCGAGGCUAGUGAGAUUCCCCGCUGGGGAGAGCUGUUUAGGGCUGGUGUAGCUAUCUUUGAUCUUGACUUUGAUGCUAUCCUUGCUGCCAUGUAUGCUGUGACUAUUAGUGAGGAGGGUGACUGUUACCGGUGUUUCCCGCCCGACCCGGGCAUUGGUACUGCUGCGCUAGGUGCUUGUGAGACUGCUGCUCUAGGUGCCAGUGCGUCUGCGCUCUCAGGUACUGGUGAGGCUGCGCUCUCAGUCACGCCGCUUGGUCGGCCGGUUGCAGUCUCCCUGGCUGACCCCUCUGGGGGUCCUGUCCUCUCUCACUUCUCCACUGUCCUCCCGUGUCCGGCUGCCCCUUCAGGCACCCUAUCUGGUCUGUACCUCCCCUCGUUCUCGACGAACUUGGUAGCUGCGUCGGGUCAGGUGUUAGCUGCUGCGUCCUGGUCUGGUCCUGAGUCUGCCCCCUGCUCGUGUCGCCUCCUGUCUCACGAGACUCUCCUGUGGCACCACUGUCUUGGCCACCCCUCCUUGCCUCGUCUUCGGGGCAUGGCUUCCUAUGUCCUUGUCUCUGGUCUCCCCCAGUCUCUCCCUCCCCUUCCUUCGGGACCAAGACCUUCCUGUGUCCCCUGUGUCGAGGGGCGCCUCCGGGCUGCCCCUCACUCUUCCCAGUUUCCUCCGACAGAGGCUCCUCUGCAGACACUUCACAUGGACGUGUGGGGCCCGGCCCGCAUCCGUGGGCAGGGUCACGAGCGCUACUUCCUGCUGGUGGUUGACGACUACUCGCGUUACACCUUAGUCUUCCCUUUGCGCAGCAAGGGUGAUGUCACUGAGGUGCUGAUCGACUGGAUCCGCGAGGCUCGUCUCCAGCUCAGGAGGAGCUUCGGCUCAGACUUUCCUGUUCUGCGUCUGCAAUGUGACCGAGGUGGGGAGUUCUCCUCUGGCCUUCUGCGGGCCUACUAUCGUGCACGGGGCAUCCGCCAGACCUUUACGCUUCCGGACUCUCCACAGCAAAAUGGGAUUGCUGAGCGCCGCAUUGGCAUGGUCAUGGACGUUGCUCGUACGUCCAUGAUGCAUGCGGCUGCCCCCCAUUUUUUGUGGCCGUUUGCGGUUCGGUACGCGGCGCAUCAGCUCAACCUUCACCCCAGGGUCUCCCGGCCGAAGACCUCCCCAGCUCUACUGUGGACGGGGAAGGUCGGCGAUGCGUCUGCGUUCCGUGUCUGGGGAUCUCGGGCGUUUGUCCGCGACUUGUCUGCGGACAAGCUGUCCCCCCGUGCUGCUCCCUGUGUCUUCCUCGGCUUCCCCCCUGACGCCCCAGGGUGGCAGUUCUACCACCCCUCCUCUCAUCGUGUUCUGUCCUCCCAGGACGUCACGUUCGACGAGUCGGUCCCCUUCUACCGUCUCUUCCCCUACCGCACUCCUUCCCUCCCCCCACCGCCACACUUCCUUGUGCUAGGUACACGCGGCUGA